AUGAAUGCUAUUGAAAAAUUAGACAAAAUUUUACGACGUCUAAGUAGCAAAAGUCGCCGUGCUACUACGAGACGUGUGAACUGUCAUCCAGAAGUUUCUAGCUCAUGCAGUGAUGAAGAUGAUUUAGCAGAACAACAAACGGAUUCCUCAAAAAAUGACCGUAAAAGUGGCAAUAGCCGUCGGAUACAUUUGAAGCCAAUAAUACCAACCAUUCAAGGAAUGAUAGCAACAGCAACAAGGCGAUCCUCAGAAGAACUGGAAAGGACAUAUAAUCUGCAGCAGCAACAACAACAACAACAACAAUUGCAGUACGUCCAGCAAAAGCCAGAAGAGGAUGAACAUCCGAAGACUGCGGAGACUCAUGAUGGCCAAAUGUUAAGUGUUGACAACUGCGACACUUUCAGAUCACUACUUUCGCCCUCCAGGUUACCAGCUACUCGGAUGCUGGCAGAUGAUUUAGUAACUCAGACUGUGGCAGGCUCUACCACUCACGACAAAUCAUGUGAAUCCGAAGAUGUCGAUUAUGUAUCCGAUUAUUCUACCUAUGGAGUACAGCGAAGUGUAACACGGAAAUCCGUUUAUGAAUUAGAUAUGUCUAUGGAUGAAUCUUUGCCAGAAUCAUGCGGGCGUGAAAGUGGCUACUUGUCCGGAAUUGAUGUACGCUACAGUAUAUCAGCUGCUGAAUCACCUGCUUUAUCACCUCUUGGUGUAGCUUUUUUUCGAGCUCAACCGUUGUUUCAACGUACGCUAGGAGCGAUCACGCAGCAGUCUUUUGAUAGUGAAGAAUUGCAAAAGAACGAAAAAGGUAAUCUGAAAGUGAUUGCCAUUCCACAACAAAUUGGCAAUACAAAGGAUCUGAAGCUUCAGGAUGAGGAAGCCAAAAUACCGGAUUAUAUGAGUACUGAAAAGCUACUCCGGGAUAGUAUUGCGGAAACGAAAUACAUAACAACUAUUUUUGAGCUUUCGUCGGGUGGUAUCGUUGGUUUAAUUGAUGAUGUCCUCAACGAAUUUAGUUUGUGGUUCCAUGAAGAGAUUAGCCUCUUAGGAAUUGCAUGUGAGGUGCAGUGGUCGGUACCGGAGAAACACCGUCAUCUUGCAUCCGAGAAAAGAAUGAAGGAAGCUCUUCAUCAUUCACUCCGGCAAAACAAUCGCCGUGUGUUAAACAUGAAAAGUAGAACUGGUAACUAUCAUUUGCCGUUAACGAUGAUAUCAGCUAUAACAGAGGAAAAUUGUGCACGCGAUUGUCAGUUAAAUUGCUUUCAAGGUGUUUAUCGUCGUUUCUACACAUCAUUAUUGCCGUAUCAACACACAGACACAAGUGUAUGGCAUAGUCCGUAUUGGAAUUUACGUGAUAUCAAUCAAUCAAAUCCACAAAAGCCAAAUCCGGAACAGUUCAUUUUUGGACGUGAUGCGACCAAACUUGAUGUCGGCAGUUUGCUAAAAGUAAAAGCAGAAAAUGCUGUGGAAAUGGACAAAACAGCAACACGUCUGUUGCGAAUUGAAGUUAAAGAUAUCAACGACAAUUUGCCAAUCUUUUCGGAAAUUCACAGUUCAGUACCUUUAGUGUUUGUGAUUCAACCAGGUAAUACAACUAUUGGACGAUUGAAAGCAGUGGAUAUAGAUGAUGCGCCGUAUAAUUCCAUAUAUUACUACAUGUUACCUAGUUGUACAAAUCGAGAUGGAAUAUUCACUAUUGACAAACAAACUGGUAUUGUUUCGGUGACAAAUCCCAAUGAUCUCAAAUAUGAUGAAUAUCAUUUAUGCGUCUUAGCCAGUGCUUACAAUAUGUCAAAGACACCGAAAAUAUCAUUUGACAGUAGUAAUGCAAGUAUGAUUGCAUUUACGGUACGAACGGAAACAAAUAGCGUUGUAGAGCAAGCAAAUAAAAUGAAAUAUCAUUUUCAAAACAAUACUGUUAGUGUAUUUGGAAUUGAUUCCGAAUUAACCAUACCAGUGACUCGAUUGAAAACACAUCAACCAAUUAUUACAUAUCAAUUUGGAUCAGUGCACUUCACACCUGCCGAAAAUGAAGAUGCACCAUCGGAAUCAGCGCCAUUCUUCUCGGUCGAUCCAGUAUCAGGUGAUAUUCGUGUUGAUCCUAUGAUUGGUGAUUAUGCGGAAGGUGUGUUUACAUUUGAUAUUGUUGCUACUCAACAACGAACAGCUACAGAAUCCAUACAAAUUGCACAUAUUGUUAAACAGGUACAUAACGUGAAACUUCCAUCGUUGUUGAAAUUUAUCUUCGAUCAAAAUGUUCAUCUUCUAGGAUUGAAUCUUGAGGAUUUCAAGCAACAUUUACAUAAUGCAUUAAAAAUGGAACCGACAAUGUCCGACAUUUCCGUCAUUUUUGGCACACCUCAUGUUUACGAAUCAGCAGGAAGAAACAGGUCAUCGGUAUGCUUUCAUUCCUUACGUAACGGAAUAAUCCUUGGACAAGAAAGUGCCAUUUCGAUACUUUCUGCAACGUUAAAUGGUGGUGGCACGCUAUCACGUCUUUAUCAAGUAUUCAAAGUAGCUAAUAUAGAGCCAUGCAUUGAGCCAACUCGUACAUUAUCAUCUGGCCUAAUGAUAUCACGCUCGGCAUUAUUUUGGGUCGGCUUAUCACUUGUUGGCAUCCUAAUAUUACUAUCAUUUUGUAUUUACACCUGUUUUAUCAUCCGAUACAAAAACUAUUUGAAUAUGAAGAAAGCAUCGUUAGAUGAGACAUCGUCAUCCACCAUAUCGAUCAAACAAAUACCUUCUGUGCAAUUUUACAGCAUCACUAAUCUACCAGCAAUGGAUUAUUAA
Brugia malayi is the source of this 2787-nucleotide messenger RNA. Its product is annotated as Cadherin domain containing protein. Bases 1 to 2787 code for a protein of 928 amino acids. Lineage: Eukaryota; Metazoa; Nematoda; Chromadorea; Rhabditida; Onchocercidae. The transcript has 16 exons. Gene Ontology annotation, molecular function: calcium ion binding. Gene Ontology annotation, biological process: homophilic cell-cell adhesion. Gene Ontology annotation, cellular component: plasma membrane. The record is from RefSeq and is a predicted model, not a curated record.